This is a messenger RNA of Malassezia sympodialis ATCC 42132, 1746 nucleotides long. RefSeq lists its product as uncharacterized. The record is from RefSeq and is a predicted model, not a curated record. Bases 1 to 1746 code for a protein of 581 amino acids. The transcript has 2 exons. Lineage: Eukaryota; Fungi; Basidiomycota; Malasseziomycetes; Malasseziales; Malasseziaceae.
AUGAAGCGUUUAAAUGAGGUAGAGGCAGAAUGUCGAAAGUAUCUUGAACGAGUCCAAGAACUAGAAAAUAAAUUGGACGAACAAGUGCAACGCAGUAAGGAAUUUCGAGAGUCGACGGAGCGUCUCACAGCUCUUGAGAAAGAGAAAAUUGAACUUCAAAAGCGUAUUGACGAGCUUAGUGAAGGACUUGAAAUGGUCACGCUUGACUUUGAAAUGGCAGAGGAACGUAUUGAGUCCCUGCAACAGGAGCUCCAAGCCGCACGCGAUGCUGCAGAUGAGCUGAAGCUCGAGCAAGAAUACCAAGUGGAGUCUGCCAAAUCAGCUAUGCCUGCUGAUGCAGCUGUGCUAUUAGAACAAAAUGAACGUCUCAAAGAAGCUCUAAUACGACUGCGUGAUUCGGCUCAGGAAACUGAUACAAAACAGAGGAGAGAGCUUGCUUCAUUGCGAGCAGAUUUAGCAACAAAAGACCAAUUGGAGCUGGAUUAUGCUAGUGCUCGAGACCAACUACAACGGGCCGAGACAGUAGUUGCAGAACUUCGAAUUCAGGCGGAUGUUGCGCAUGGCGCCCAGGAUAUGCUGGAGCAGCUGUCAGAAAGAAAUAUGGCUUUGGAAGAACGUGUUGAGCAAAUGUCGACAGAAAUCCAGGAACUUGAAGCACUCCAAGCAGUGAAUGAUGAGUUGGAGGCAACACAUCUUGACACUGAAGCCCAGUUGCAACAAGAACUGGACGCGCGCGAUGAUAAAUUGACGCAGUUUGCAAACGAAAAAGACACACUCCAAAUGCACUUGGCUUCUCAUGCUUCUACCAUCGAGCAGUUUCGCACCCUGGUCACGGAGCUAGUGAAGGAACGUGAUACAUUACGUGCCAAGUGUAAUGCACCCCCUGCGCCCGCUCUGUCCGCACCAAUCCCUGUUAUUUCUCCGUCCAAUUCGGUCUCAAUGUCACUACCCGAAUUGGGGCGGCAAUCAUCCGCGCUGGUACUUCAGGCUACCCCGCUAGCUGAUGCUGUGUUGAACGAUGAAACUACUUCAGUUCUCGAUGCAAUGCCGGAUCUAUGUACAGGCAUGCGCAAGCUAGUCGAUGAAGCAGAGCAAGUCUUAGCAGGGGCCAUGAGUCAAGACCAUGUUUUAACCAUCGACGAUAUGCCUCCAUGGGAUGUCAGGGCUCGUGCCAUCUACACAGAGCUUUGCGAAGCUCGUGAUGCUGCGCAAGCACGUCAAUGGAAAGACCGACUCGAAAAACUGGAACAAAAACUGCACGAGAGAGAGAAGGCAGCCGAAGCAGCAAGCGCAAGAGAGGCUCGCUUGCAGCAUCAACUUGAGAAGAGUCACACACAAGCUACUGAGAAUAUGAAUUGGCGUCAAGAAGUGGAAAAACUGCGUGCCCAGCUUGAGAAUGCCCAAGAAGCGACAGCAGAACCAAUAUUUGCGACUCAAAAUGUGUCCACAGAAUAUGUAUACCCGAGAGGAAACGCACUGAAGCAACUGCAGGCCGAAAAUGCUGUGCUCAAAGCAAAAGUUUGGCUGGAAAACCUUGCUGUUUUGCCCGUUUUACCGGUGUACAGACCCACUACCACGAUUCCUGAAUCCGAGUCUGUUUGGAAAUGCGCCAAGGAAAUGGCAGCAGCCCCUCGAGUGGUGGAUUUGAGCUCGAAGUUCCCACUAUCAGUACAGUACGCACAAUUCCAGCAAGAACGAGAACGUUUGGACAAAUGGGUAGCUCAUUGGGAGGCGUGCUGCUCGUAA